Microplitis demolitor is the source of this 3432-nucleotide messenger RNA. RefSeq names its product exocyst complex component 7 (gene Exo70). The transcript has 7 exons. Gene Ontology annotation, cellular component: exocyst. The coding region runs from base 208 to 2310 and encodes 700 amino acids. Lineage: Eukaryota; Metazoa; Arthropoda; Insecta; Hymenoptera; Braconidae. Gene Ontology annotation, molecular function: phosphatidylinositol-4,5-bisphosphate binding. The record is from RefSeq and is a predicted model, not a curated record. Gene Ontology annotation, biological process: exocytosis.
GUGAAUAUUGACGUAAAUCAGUACCGCUCUUUAGCACCUCUUGGACAAGAUCAUCCUCCAGAUCUUGAGUAAAUUUUUCAGUAGCCCGUCAAGUUAUCAAUGGAAUUUUUUUUUACUAUACUACGUAACCUCACUUUAUAUGUUGUGGGUGUCACAAGUGUCAAAUGAUCAGUAGGAUCAGUAGUAAAGAAAUUAAAUAAAUAAAAAAUGCAAUUAAAUAAAAAUGACACAUCUGAACGUAGAUUUGAAAUAGAAUGUAAAUUAGAGAGUGAAGUAGCUGCUUUAGAUGCACUCCGAGAUACUGAAGAGAGAAGUAGAAAAUUGACAUCUGGUGUUGUUGCAAUAUUAACAUCGUUAGAACAAAGAUUAGCAACACUAAGAAGAACUAUUCUACCAGUAUACAAUGAAACUGGAAAUCUCCAAGCUCAACAGCACAACAUAGAAAAAACAUUAACAGCUUUAGAUCAUGCUAUCGGUUACUAUGGAGUUUGUCAAGAAGUUGAAGGAGCAAUCAGAAGUGGACCAACAGGUCCAGGUGGUCUUGAUGGUUUCCUCGAUGCUAUGAAUAGACUCCACAAUGCCGAAAGAUAUUUUCAAAAAAACAAUCCAAGUUCUGUUGAACUAGAAAAUAUUUCUUUAUUAUUUGGGGUCGGAUUGGACUCGUUAUGUUCUGAGUUUCAUGAUAUUUUAGCUAGGCAGAGUAAACCUAUUCUGCCUAUCAUCUUGCUGGAUCUAAUUGGUUCUGAUGAAGACACAAGUAAUGAAGAUGCGCCACAAUCACUAAAUCAAUUACCUGAAAACGCUUUAGCGGAUCUUGUAAAAAUCGCUAAUUGGUUGGAUGAACGUGGCCACCGAAGACAUUCAAAAAUUUAUUCAUCUGUACGAUCCGCUAUUGUUUUGAGGUCAUUACAGCUUCUUAAAGAACAUCAACGAAGUGCCAGUGGUGGUAGUACUCAUGCUAGUAGUCCUAUGCCGAGAGCUAAAUUUGCUCAUAGACACUCAAUGACUGGUGGAGAAACAGUCAGUCGACGUACAUCUCGUCGUUUACAGCAUGCUAUUGAAAAAAAAGCAAGCAAAAUGCUAAUGAGAGCAUCGCAAUCAACAGGAAUAGGACUCGCGUUUCCAUCAUCCAGGAAACCUGCUCCAUUACCAUUAAAUUAUGCACCUGAAGAUGCAGCACCUGAUGAACAAGAAAUGGAAAACUAUCUUUUAUUAACUGCUGGACUCCAUAAACUUAUGCAAGCUGAGCGAAGUUUAGUUGCUAGAAUCAUUCCAGCCCCAUUACAGCCUCAAGUAUUGGAAGCAACUGUACGUGAUGCGAUGGAUCUUGUAGCUCAUGAUGGUGAAAGUAUUGCCGCACGUGCUAAAAGGUGUAUUGUUAGACGUGAUUUUUCAGCAGUACUUGUUGUUUUUCCAAUUCUCAAGCACCUUGGAGAUUUGAAGCCUGAUCUCGAGCGAACUGUUGAAGGAUGUGAUUACGCUCUAAGAUCUAAAUUCGCCUCUAUAUUAAAUACUCUUAAUGCUACGGGAGCAAAAGCUUUAGAGGAUUUUGCUGAAAGUGUAAGAAAUGAAUCAGGCGCAGCAUUACCAAAAGACGGAACUGUAGCAGAAUCAACGAGCAACGUUCUUGUAUUUCUUGAACAAUUAUCAGAAAAUGCCGAAACUGCAGGCAUUGUACUGCGAAAAAAUAAUGAAGUCGAUUCGAUAUCAACAUCAAGUGCUAAACAAACUGACAAUACUCAUCGUGUUUUAGUUGGAGUUUAUAUAAAAAAAGUAUUAGCUCAAUUGAAUCUUGCAUUAGUCAGCAAAAGUGACGCAUCAUAUUCGGACCCAGCAUUACGUGCACUCUUUCGUCUAAACAAUCACAACUAUGUCGUUGAUAAAUUACGUAACAGUUCUUUGAUGGAACUUUUACUGUUGGCAGAAUCAACCGCAGCUCAAACGUAUCAAGAUUUUCUUGUUAAAGACAAGGCCAAUUACGUAGCUGCUACUUUUGCUAAAGCAAAGGCAUAUCUAGAUCAACCACCAGAUGAUUCUGAUUUAGCAGCAAAAAUAUUGAAGGAUCGUUUUGCUGGAUUCUCGCGGGAACUUGAAGAAGCUGCUAAAAAUCAACGUCAAUACUCUGUUCCUGAUGGACGUUUGCGUGAAAUACUACGACGUGAAUUGCAACAAUCAUUAGUACCGCAGUACAAAAAUUUUUAUUGUAAAUAUCAUAAUACUCCGUUUUCUAAAAAUCCUGGAAAAUAUAUUAAAUACACACCGGAACAAGUUGCUGCGAUGAUAAAAACAUUUUUUGAUACUGCAGCAUAAAAAGUAUAUUUAAAAAAAAUAAAAUGAUAAUUAUUAUCUAUACAGGAAGAAGCAAUUUUAUAAUACAAAAAAAUAUGCUAAUUAAUAAAGAUAUUUAAUUUGAAAUAUAUAAUAUAUGUAGGAAUUAUAAUAAUUAUAAAUAACAAUAAUAAUAAUAGAGUAAUGUAUUUUGUUUUAAUAAACACCCAUUUAAUAAAGCAAAUUAAAUUACAUCUAUUUUGUUUUAUUAUUUUCGGACAAAAUUUUAACUAUAUAUUAUUUUUUUUUUCUCGAAACAUCCUAUUAAAUAGUUGCAGAGAGGUGCCUGUCAAAAGAUAAGCUCUUGAUGUUAAUAUUUAGACGUCGUUCAUCGCAAUUUUUUAUUUCCCAUUUAAAUAACACGGGAAAAAAAAUUUAAGUUUGGAAUUUUGUUACUUGGCAAUGGCUCAUUGUACAAUUAAGCUCAGGAUAUGAAAUCGUUGGAAAUUGAAUGCUCUACAAAAAAAGUGUCUUAUCAUUUUUUGAAAAAUUCAUCUGUUCAAAAAUUAUUAGAACAUGUAGUAAAUUUUGAUUUUUUUUUGUUUUCCGGCAAAAAUAUCAGACUUAAGACAAAAUUCCAUAGGAUCUUUUUUGUAGAGAAUUUUAUUUCUGACAAAUUAUUACCAAUAAAGUUAUUUUAAUUUUAAUGUCAAGCAUUUGAAAUCAACAAUUUUUAAAAGCUUGACAUUAAAAUAAAAAUAACUAGAAAACAAUGCGGAAUUUUAAAAAACUUUAAUAAAGAUAAUUUGUAUAAAAUAAAAUUGUCUACAAAAAAGAUCCUAUGGCAUUUUGUGAUAAGUCUGAUAGUUUCGCCAGAAAAGUAAAAAUAUCUCGAAAUUUACUAGAAAUUUGACUUCAAGCAAUAACUUUCGAACAGAUGAAUUUAUCAAAAAAUGAUCAGACUUUUUUUCGUAGAGCGUUCAAUUCCCUACCAAAUCAUAUCCUGAGCUUAUCUGUACAAUGAGUCAUUGCCGAGGUAUAAAAUCUCAAACUUCAUUUUCCCAUGUUAUUUAAAUGGGAAAUAAAAAAAUUCGGGAAUCGACUUCUAAAUAUUAAUAUUAAGAGUUCGUCUUUUAACAGGCAUCUUAUUUCACCUUCCUGCAA